Molecule: messenger RNA, 1561 nt
Organism: Eupeodes corollae
Lineage: Eukaryota; Metazoa; Arthropoda; Insecta; Diptera; Syrphidae
Gene: Nap1
Product: nucleosome assembly protein 1-like 1
Exons: 1
Coding region: 140-1267 (375 amino acids)
Biological process (GO): nucleosome assembly
Cellular component (GO): nucleus; chromatin
Molecular function (GO): histone binding; chromatin binding
Source: RefSeq, a predicted model, not a curated record
CAAGUGACAGUCUUUACGUUUUUGGUUCCUUCAGUAGGCAGCACGUUUUCCACUCACCAUUUUUAAUUAAACUUAUUUUUCUGAAUUUAUAUAAAAUCUAAAAAGCAUUUCUGCAGAGGAAAUACUUGAAUCCAGAAAAAUGAGCAAAAAGGAAUCUUCCAAAGUUGUGGCCAAAGUAGAGUCUGGCAACGAUAGCGACACGGAUGACAAAAAUUUACUGCAAGUAUGCAAUCCACCGCAUUUCAUGUCCGCCGUAAUGCGUCGUCAAGUAUUGCACGAAAUGGUAAAGUCAUUGCCGAAAAAAGUCCAAAAUCGUGUAGUUGCACUCAAGAACAUCCAAUUGGAACAACUUGAAUUGGAGGCUCAAUUCUACGAGGAGGUCUAUAGCCUCGAAAAGAAGUACCACGAAAAGUAUCAGCCAUUGUUCGACAAAAGAAAGGAAAUUGUCGCCGGAAGCGUGGAUCCCCCAGAGCAGACGCCCAAAUGGAAAGAAUCAGAGGAUCUAGAAAUUACCGAAAGGGUCAAAGACAUUUCCCUAAAAAUGAAAGACAUCAAGCCGGCACUUAGCGAAGAUGUCGAGGGUAUCCCCAAUUUCUGGUUAACUAUUUUCCGUAAUACCGAGAUCCUAUCAGAAAUGGUGCAGGAACACGAUGAGCCUUUACUGAAGAAGCUCCGUGACAUCCAAAUCAAAUACGUAGAGGACAAAGAGCACUCUUACACUCUGGAAUUCCACUUCGACAAGAACGAAUAUUUCUCCAAUCCGAUCCUAACCAAACAAUACUUCUUGAAGGCCGCUAUCGAGGAGGAAUACCCCUUCUCGUUUGAAGGACCUGAGAUCUACAAAUGCAAGGGUUGCAACAUCAACUGGGAGAAGGGCAUGAACCUAACUGUUAAAACGAUCCGCAAGAAGCAGAAGCAUAAGGAACGUGGUGCUGUCAGAACUAUCACCAAGCAAGUUCCAAACGAUUCCUUCUUUAAUUUCUUCAAGCCACCAGAGAUUCCAGACGAUAAGAGCGAGGUUGAUGAAGACUCCCAGGGAAUCCUGGCAACAGACUUUGAAAUUGGACACUUCUUGAGGGCUCGUAUCAUUCCUAAGGCAGUCCUUUACUACACCGGUGAUAUUGUCGAUGACGAAGACGACGAUGGUGAUGAGUAUGAUGAAGAAGAGGAAGAAGACGAAGAGGAUGAGGGUGAUGAAGAUGUUGCAGUCCAGAAGACAGCUGGCAACAAAAAAAAGCAAAGUCCAAAUGAUUGUCCCAAUCAGUAAGAUGGACUUAGAAUUCGCAUGAGAUUUUAUUAUAUUUUUUCUAUAACAUAUUUUCGUUUUGCAUUUCUCCGAUGUCACGAAUGUGACUAUCACUAUUUUUUGUUUAAAUUUAUUUCCAAAAGAAAAUGCAUUAAAUCACAUUUUAACUGUAAUCGUUUGUAGUCUGGUAAAAGAAUUGAAUUCCAUGUCCAGAAUAAAAAAAAACUCAAUUUUUCUAUAAAAGAAUUAAAUUUAAAACGGACAUAUGUCUGUCUAAAUGUUCUAAAUAAAUAGAUACACUUGUCUGUAAAAAUA